Messenger RNA from Ziziphus jujuba (common jujube), 946 nucleotides. RefSeq lists its product as uncharacterized. The record is from RefSeq and is a predicted model, not a curated record. The transcript is spliced from 5 exons. Gene Ontology annotation, biological process: thylakoid membrane organization; chloroplast organization. Lineage: Eukaryota; Viridiplantae; Streptophyta; Magnoliopsida; Rosales; Rhamnaceae. Gene Ontology annotation, cellular component: chloroplast. The coding region runs from base 201 to 719 and encodes 172 amino acids.
AAGUACAGAAAACGAAGCCGUCAGUUGUUGUGGGGGCGAUUUUGAUCACCGCCUUCCCUUGUCUUUCCCUUCCAUUGUCUUUCACAGCAUCGUCAAAAUUUCUUCCUUUUUUCAUCCUUUUGGUGUCCCCUACUUCCAACCCGUAAAGUGCUUGCAUAGACAACUGCAUCUUCAGAUCAUUCUCCUUCAUUGUCCGCAAGAUGUCUAUGCUGGGUGCAAGUACUGUAGCUAAGUCACCUCUAUUGACACCAGUGGUUGAAAGCAGGCGACAACAUAAACUUGCUGGAUCUGAUAUAGGAAGUGUUCAUCUCCAAUUUCGAACUUUCGACAAAAGAAUGGCUAAUCUUGGACCAGUUGGGCUGGGAGCACAGUUUCCAAUUAUAGAGAGAAGAAAAUCAAUCAUUCACUCUGUUAGAAGACAAUCAAAUUCCAUCAUUUGCGCUGCUGCUUUGAGUGCAACAUGUUCUGCGUCACAAACCCAAACUGUUACACGCCAGGCUCCAACAAUUACUCAUAUGCCUGCCAAGGAGAAGUCACCACAACUUGAUGAUGGUGGUACCGGAUUUCCACCUCGUGAUGAUGGAGAUGGUGGUGGAGGAGGUGGCGGCGGCGGGGGCAACUGGUCGGGCGGAUUCUUCUUUUUUGGAUUUCUUCUUUUCCUAGGCUUCUUGAAGGAUAAAGAAAGUGAGGGACCUUAUCGAGAUGAUAGGAGAAGAUGAGAGACAAAAUUUAAGAACAAUAUAAAUAUUCGAGAUUUAGCUUUACAUUGAUUUAAGGUCAUCAUGGGCAUGUAUUAUUAUUGUUUUUUUGAGGUCUAAUUAAUUGGGCUUUAUUCUUUUUGCACUAAUUAACUGGUAAUAACACAGAAAAUUGCAGUUGCAGGCUGUGCUCUCCAACGUUGUACUGGUAUCUUGGUGGAAAUGUUAUACAACAGGGGCGUUCUAUA